Schistosoma rodhaini is the source of this 2179-nucleotide messenger RNA. Lineage: Eukaryota; Metazoa; Platyhelminthes; Trematoda; Strigeidida; Schistosomatidae. The record is from the annotation of a GenBank genome assembly.
ACUCUGAUUUAAAACGUCUGGAGCUCAUUGGUUCCCGUUCUUUCAGUUUCGCUAUCUCCACUAACGCCUCAAUUUCUAAUUACUUGCCAAAUUAUCAGAUUCUAUAAUUUGUAUCCAUCCCAGGUCUCUUACUCAGUCGUGUGGAUAUAAACAAUAUAUUUCUCUUUAUAGAAGGCGUACAGACAACGCACUAUCCAAAUUCAAACAUUCAAGUGAAAACUUAUAGCUAUGUCCUUUUCUACCAUUAAGAAACACAUAGCACGAUGUAAUCAGGUAAAAGAUUUUCUUCAUCCCUGGAGUUCGUCUGACAGUUUUUGUCCGAAAAAUUGGGAGCUACCAAGGGGAUGGACAAGGGCCCUGAUUACAAACAACUUACACAGCUUAUGGACUCUUACAAAGCUUUUUACGAAGAUAUGCAGAAGCGGGUUAUUGACUGUUUGGAACCUAACCCUAAUGCGCGAAAACGAGCAUGGGCCAAUGCUGCUGUAAAUAAAAUUCAGAGAACCACAAGCAGUGAUAGUUAUCCUCAUGCCGAGAAGUUUCUUUCUGACUGCUUUCUGGAGUACGGAAGACAAUUGAGUCAGCAAUCCGAUUUGAGUCUGGCACUUACACAAUGUGGAGAAGCAUACAAUAAAAUUGUUGAAUCAAAAAAUCAAUCAGUAGAUGAAACAAAAUCUGGCUAUUUAAAACCGAUUUCUGAGAAGUUACAUCGAGAUAUCAGGAAAAUAUCGGCACUUCGAAAAAAGGUUGAAAAUAAACGACUAACGCUUGCUCAUAGAAAAAAUGUUCUAGAAAGAACCAAAGUUCAACCAGAUCAAGCAUUUGAGGAGUCUAGAAUUCAGUAUGAAGACGCAUUGGCUGCUAGUACAACAGCUAUGUCGAACUUUUUAGAUACUGAAGUUGAACAGAUCAAGACUUUGUCUAAUUUCGUUAAUGCUCAAUUAAGCUUCUAUCAGGAUGCUGCUCGAAUUUUAUCCGAUCUACAUGGAGGACUUGAAAUGAGAUUGUUGGAUGCGCGUGAUCAUGCAAGACGACAAACUCCAUAUCCUAUUAGUUCAAAUAAUGCUUUACCAGAUAUACCUUCAUUAUAUCACGAUUCUGCGAAUUUCCAAAUGAAGCCAAAAUAUGAUGAUCAUUCAAACAAAACACCUCAAUGUGUUGCCUUGUAUGAUUUCAACGCUGAAAGUCCUUUUGAACUAUCUUUUUGUAAGGGCGAUUCGAUUAACUUAAUUGAACAGAUUGAUGAUAACUGGUAUUUGGGUGAGCUAAAUGGACAAGAAGGUCAUUUCCCAACAAAUUUCGUUCAUGUAACUUGUCCUUUACCAUGAAAUUCGUUUUUUUUUAAAGCAGUCGAUUUUUCAGUUCCUUCAUGAUAAAGUUUUAUUUCCAGUUUAAGCCUCAUCUAACCCUCCUCCAUGCUAUCACUGUUAGCAUGCUGUUUUUUUAAAAUUUUCUCUCUCUUUGCUUAUGAUUCGUUAACGAGUACACACUUGAAUAUACACAUACAAGUUACACUAAAUGAUAGAUUAUUACAAAUGAUGUAUUUAUCUAGUUUCCAUUAGAAUUAAGACAAUAAUUUUCAAAGUUUUUACCAACAGAGCAAUUAUUCUAUCCCUUGCUUUGUUCUUACGUCUUCCAUCUAAUUUCUUUGUGCCUGAAACAUCAUCAUUAAUUAAGUGCCAUUGUAUUUUAUAAAUAACCUUUUACCUGUUGUUUAUUUCGUUAUUUAUUAUGUAAAAUUAUUCUUCUUUUUAUCUAAUUUUCUUUUUGUUCUUCGAACAUUUUAAUUACGGCAAGCCUUUUUUUGUAAAUCAUGUCCAACGACUAUAUUCUCUUUUUUUAGGAUUGUUUACGUAAUGCCAGAAUUUUUUUUAUUUUUCUCAUUGUUCAUUUACUUUUUUAGCAAAUCAUUUAGUUUAUACUAAUAAUGCCCUGAAUAUAUGUAUUUAAUAUUUUCUUUUAUUGAAGUCAGCUAAUGUUGUUGAUUUAUUAUUAUUAACAUUUAUUAUUAUUGAGUACACAAACCUCCACCAGUAGCUAAUAUUAUUCAGCUUGUAGAUGAUUAAUGUCUUAAUGAUAAGGGGAACAACACUAUUUAUUUCUUCAAUGUCUUUGAUUCUUCUAAUUAAUUUAGCCAAUAUGACACCAUGUCCAAAGCCGAAAAUAUAUCAUGUGACAC